CCGGCAGCCGUCGCUCCAAACCGGACCAUGCGCGCUCCUGGGCGCCCCCUCCUCCUGGGGUUGCUUCUGGUGCUGAGCUCGGCGGGGCCGGGCUGGGGGCGCGCGCAGCCCCGAGGGCCGGCGCACCGACAGACCCUGCUAAGGCUCCUCGUGGAGCUAGUCCAGGAGCUGAAGAAAUUCCACUUGGGCGAGGCCAAGAAGCUCCAAGUGCUCGCGGAACCGGACUUCGCCUUGGGCCGCAGGGAGGCGGCGGAAUACGGGGCCGACGCCGAGGAGCAGAGAGUGGAGAUUGUUCCCAGAGAUCUAAGGAUGAAGGACAAGUUUCUGAAACACCUCACAGGGCCUCUUUAUUUCAGUCCGAAGUGCAGCAAACACUUCCACAGACUUUACCACAACACUCGAGACUGCACCAUCCCUGCAUACUAUAAAAGAUGUGCCAGGCUUCUAACCAGACUGGCUGUCAGUCCCAUGUGCAUGGAGGGAUAAGCUGCAAAGGAGCAACGUGCCAGGAACCCUGAGAAGUGCCUUGGAAAACAACAGGGAGCAGAACCAUCUUCUUUACCAUUCCCUGUGGACAGAGAUUUAUUUUUGCAGAUAGACUUCCAUAAUUCCCUUGUUUUGUACGUUGACACUGUGCAGAUAUAUAUUCAGUAAAUAAGUGUACUUGACAAUGAUCCUUGUCACUAUUAAAAAAACAACAAGAAAACACUCUACAUUUGAUGUGUUGUGCUAGAAGAAAAUAUUUCAUUUUCCUGGUUAGGCAAAUGAGAGUAUUUCCUUAGAAACAUAGUCAGAAAUCUUAAAACUAUAUUUUCAUAGAGCAUACAAUAUGACUUGAUAUUGUUAUUACUUUUGCAAUUAAACUCCCUAAGUAUUACUUGGAACUGCACAAAAACUUAAAAAAACUAAGCCAAAAAACUUCACGUUUUGGAGAGAACAGAGAGUAUAAAUCUGCAUAUAUCCAAACGAAUCCCAUUUAUCCUAUGUAAGAAUGUAAAAUAGCAUCCCAGCUAUUGUGCAAUAUGUAAAUAAUGUAAAUAAAAACAAGUAAUAAAUGAAAUGUUUGUCAUAUGGAAUCUUCAAAGUGAUUUUAAAUGCUAAAUUUAGCUCUAGGAAUUUGUGACUUGCACAUCUACCAAGAGAUUCACUGGCAUGUCACAGAACUUAGGAGGCAUAAAUCAAACUUAAAGGUUCCUGUUUGCACAAGAAAAUUGGCAUUUUUUUUUUAAGUAGAGGUUCCUAAAUACUAGUGACAUUUCCUGAAAGAGCUAGGCUUGAUUUGAUAAUUGACACAAGUAAGCGCAUCUACUAUUCCCAUAUCUGUUAUGACAAGGCCAAACAAAGAGUAACUCUUUUAAGACUUCUCAGCAGUCCCAGACCUUUAUUGGUAGAGUUUAAACAAAUUUAAUUGAUCUAACUACAAAGGUCAGUUUCAUUUAGCAAGGCCAUUAAAUCCAGCAGUGUUUUCUCACCAGCCCUUGUAAGAUGGUGCUAUCUGAACCAGCACUAAAGAACAACACUAAGUCCUACAUGUUUGAGGACUUAUUUCAUAUAUAUGGAUAAACAUUAAAGAAAACUAGAAUUUUACUUGAAUGCAAGAAGGAAUUUGAGAUGAAAAACAAUAACAAGAAACCUUUUGGCCUCAUUUGACUAUUUCCUAUUCAUGGCUGACCGCUUAAGUUUUCAAUUCUUUUAAUUUACCCAAGUCCCAAUCUAACCUGCCCUCCUAAGUUUUCUGUAUGUACCAGUAAUUGCCCAGAAGCCAGACAUGGCUAGCAAACCAUUUUCCCUCAGAAGAGACCAGGUUAAGCUCUGUCCUCUGGCAAGUCAAGGGCUAAUCAGUCCUCUGCUAUAGGAAAUGGCAGCCCUGGCCUGGGAGGUGCCAUGCACCCAUGCCUCCUCUCUUCCUAUCAGCUUUUGAGAACAAGUCACAAUUUGACUAAAAAUUCUCCAGGAUUAGAGGUCAAAUGAACAAUGAGCAGGUCGCGGUUAAAGCAGCCUCUCACUUGCUGAACCUGAGGCCUGGCUGGGGCACUGACUCCGUGAAGGACAGCUCUGGCAAGGACGUUUCUAGGCAGUUUCCUGGAAGUUUCCUAUAACCUAAACCCACUACAUGGGGCAACAAUGUGCAGCCUCCCAAACAUUUACUUCCCAAUGAGGAUAAUACACAUACCACUACUGACCACGUGAGAAGGAACACAUAAGGGCAUGUUUGCAAAUGCUUUUUACUUGUCAAUAACAAAGCAGACCAACAGCAGAUUUAUCUUAUAUAACUCCAUAGUUGUUUAUUUUGAAAACAAUCUUUUCUGAAAAAUCCUUAUAAUUUGAGGUGAGCUAAUUGAUGGUAAACCAAAGUUACCUGUUUGCCUGGAAGUUACUAAAUGCUGAUGAAAGAAUAGUUACCAA
Messenger RNA from Perognathus longimembris pacificus (Pacific pocket mouse), 2406 nucleotides. RefSeq names its product ALK and LTK ligand 2 (gene Alkal2). The transcript has 5 exons. Gene Ontology annotation, biological process: positive regulation of ERK5 cascade; positive regulation of ERK1 and ERK2 cascade. Gene Ontology annotation, molecular function: receptor tyrosine kinase binding; receptor signaling protein tyrosine kinase activator activity. Lineage: Eukaryota; Metazoa; Chordata; Mammalia; Rodentia; Heteromyidae. The record is from RefSeq and is a predicted model, not a curated record. Bases 28 to 486 code for a protein of 152 amino acids.